Messenger RNA from Condylostylus longicornis, 588 nucleotides. RefSeq lists its product as uncharacterized. The record is from RefSeq and is a predicted model, not a curated record. The coding region runs from base 1 to 588 and encodes 195 amino acids. Lineage: Eukaryota; Metazoa; Arthropoda; Insecta; Diptera; Dolichopodidae. The transcript has a single exon.
AUGCUGGUAAAAUUAAUAAAAAGGUGUUUUGAGAUAUCUUGUUUCCCAGAAUCAGUGAAGAGGGCCAUAGUAACUCCAGUUCACAAGGGUGGUGCAAAAAAUAAUUUUUCGAACUAUAGACCAAUCGCGGCUUUACUUGCACUAUCGAAAGCAUUUGGAAUGAUGGCGAAAAACCGUCUAACGUAUUUCUUGAGAAACAAUGGUCUUCAUAGGGAACAAUAUGGCUUUGAAACAAAGCUCAGCACUACUGCAGCGUGUCUCAGUCUGGCAGAUUUUAUAUCAAUAAACUCGGAUAGUAGUAAAUGCGUUGCUUGCGUCUUUUUGGACAUCGGAUUCAAUUCAUUCGCUCUUACAGAUGGAUCGUCAAUGUGCGAAUCGGGGAAAGUUGCAGUGUACCGAAGAAAAGGAGUUCCUAGAGGAUCUAUUUUGGGUUCCGAUUCACUUAAAACAUAUACAAAUGAUAUAGGAAAAUUAAACUUGAAAGGAUCUAUUCAACUUUAUGUAGGCGACGCGGUUUUGAAAUAUGCUGUAACCAACAAGGCAAAUUUCAAGGAUGCAAUUGAAGAUCUAUUAACGGUGGAUAACUGA